AUGUCUGCCAAACUACAACAUGAAGCCGCCUGGGAGGCCGGUCUUCUCGCCUUCAUAUCUCGCCAAUUCAUCCAAACAGUCCCUCCGAUUCCCAAGUCGGUCAAUUUCUCGGGGAAAACAGCACUCAUCACUGGCUCCAAUGCUGGACUAGGAUUCAAUUGUGCACGGCAACUUCUAGGCCUCAACCUCUCACACCUCAUCCUCGCCGUUCGCUCACAGUCAAAGGGCGACGCCGCAGCCAAGACCCUCCAGGGCCAAUUUCCGUCCGCCAAGAUCGAGGUCUCGCUCGUGGACAUGAGUUCGUACAAGUCCAUUGUGGCGUUUGCAAAGCGGUGCGAGGCCCUGCCUCGGUUGGACAUUGCCAUUUUGAACGCAGCGCUGGACCGAAUCACAUACGAGCGCUCUGAAGAAACGAAGCACGAAGUGACAUUCCAGGUCAAUUACCUCUCGACUGCUCUCCUGGCACUCCUCCUUCUCCCAAUCCUCAAGUCCAAGCGGGAAACCGAAUCCCCGGCAUACUUGUCUCUUAUCGGAUCUGACGCGGCGUACUGGGUGGAUUGGAAGGACCCAAGCUGCCAGUCUGCUUUUGAGGUGGCGGAUAACGCAGCCGAGUUCGAGUCGUUCAACGCAUACAAGACUUCCAAGCUCCUUCUCCUCAUGUUUGUCGACAAGCUCAGCCAGCAUGUGCCCGCUGAUCAAGUCGUGAUCAACGUCCCCAAUCCGGGGGCAUGCAAUGGCACCGAGUUUACGGACGACCACCCGUUCGAACUGAAGCGAUUUUUGUUCGGCCUCAUGAUUGGAAUGAUGGCGCGACCGGUAGAAGUCGGGGCGCGGCAAUAUGUACAUGCCGUCACCACGUAUGGCGCGGAGAGCCAUGGUGGGUUUGUGAGCGAUGGCAGGUUGUCUGUAUUCCCCCCUAUUAUGUAUGAAGAGUCUGUCCGAUCACUUCAGGAGACGCUGUGGCGAGAGACGCUAAAAGAGUUGGAGUUUGUUGACCCAUCAAGCAUCCUUGAGACAUGGUCUAGCUAA
Messenger RNA from Ilyonectria robusta, 1029 nucleotides. RefSeq lists its product as uncharacterized. The transcript has 3 exons. The coding region runs from base 1 to 1029 and encodes 342 amino acids. The record is from RefSeq and is a predicted model, not a curated record. NCBI's taxonomy places the organism in Eukaryota, Fungi, Ascomycota, Sordariomycetes, Hypocreales, Nectriaceae.